CCAUAAACAUUUUGAAUCGUUUCAAUGGCAAAAGUGGGAUGGUUAAUACCCCCUUUAGAUGUUUCGUUUUGUCUCGCUUUUUUAUCCCCCGGAGAAAGCGCGUUGUAUGCGAUUUGUCGCCCCUCUGUCGUUCCUCCUCUAACGAUUACUUGGCCAUUUCGAUCGCCUCGUAGACGGGUACACAUGGGUACACCGCCAUGCGGGCAUUCAAAAAAUUAACCGCUCAACGUGACAUGAUUUUUUCGACUGCGGCGUUUUUCUGUGAGUCCCCUCCUUUGAAUUGACGAAUGGUUGGGAAGCGUUGACGCGGCUUGCCAACCAGGUCCACCGCUGCUACAAAGUGUGUGCAAAAUUUUUAACCCAUUUAAAUUAAAAGUGGCUCAAACGAAGUAGGUAUAUACCCAUUUGGGGUGAAAGGGUACACAAAUUGACCCCCCCAUUUAGGGUCCUCUCCAAGCAGGUGUUCCAAAAUGGAUGUCGAAGAGAAACUGCUGAAAUCGUUUAAGGAGGUGAGGAAAACGUUUGCAAAGCGCCAAGGGAGGCAGGAACAAAACGUCAUUUCGGACUUUCCAAAAUGGGAAGACAACUUCUCAUGCGAUGAGUACUCAGUUAAAGAUGUGGUACGUCGUGCAAGAGAGGGGGGAGGAGAAGGAGAAAACGAAACAGGCAAGUAUAAACACGUCUUUAACACCUUUGAAAAUGAUAUUAACUACUACUUAGGUGAAUAUGUAGAAGACAUUAUAUGCUCUUCCGUCGCGGGUCGGAAGGAUGACGGCUUCCCUCGAUGGGAGGAGGAAACGUUGAGGAAGCCGUCGGACGUAAUUUUUCAGCACUUGAUAUGUGGCAGUUUGAUGGGCGAAAAUUUGAGGCGUUACGAAUGCAGCUCGAGGUACUUCGCGCCCACUGCGGUGGAGGACGCGUCCGAGUAA
Messenger RNA from Plasmodium vivax (malaria parasite P. vivax), 929 nucleotides. RefSeq lists its product as hypothetical. The transcript has a single exon. Lineage: Eukaryota; Apicomplexa; Aconoidasida; Haemosporida; Plasmodiidae. The record is from RefSeq and is a predicted model, not a curated record. Bases 471 to 929 code for a protein of 152 amino acids.